Messenger RNA from Mycetomoellerius zeteki, 1814 nucleotides. It is a transcript of the gene Ns4, whose product is annotated as Nucleostemin 4. NCBI's taxonomy places the organism in Eukaryota, Metazoa, Arthropoda, Insecta, Hymenoptera, Formicidae. The record is from RefSeq and is a predicted model, not a curated record. The coding region runs from base 102 to 1814 and encodes 570 amino acids. The transcript has 5 exons. Gene Ontology annotation, molecular function: GTPase activity; GTP binding.
UGACGAAUUAAACAUAAUCUUUAUAAAUAAACUACGAAUUGUUUGUGACAGAUCUGUGAUAAAGUGAUUGAAAAAAAAAACGAACUUGAAACUGCGGAAAUAUGCCUCAGGGAAGGAGAAAAGUUCCAUUCAGCGGAAAAGCAAAAAAGCAACAAAUGCAGGCUAAAAAACAACGGCAACGAACUUUGCUUGUAAACCCAGAUGAUGAUGAAAGUUGCAGCAGUGAGAACAACGUUGAUCAUAAGAGACAAGUGAUGAAGAUAAAUGAACAACCAAGAGAUAGUAAAUCUUCGAGGAAUAAAUACGCACUACAGUUCUUUCAAGAGUCCAAUGAAAAAUUGCGAAAACGCAAGGAACGAGCCUCUAAAAGUAUCGAACCCGCAAGUCUCAAGGAUCAAGAAAUUUCCGAUAAUUAUUUUCCGCCUGGAAUUGACAUGCCAAAGCGACCUCCAUGGGAUUUUAAUAUGACAAAGGAGCAAUUGGAGACGAGAGAACAGAGAUAUUUUACAGAUUACUUGGACAGUAUGGAGGAAUUAGCUAGUUCGAGUUAUUUUGAAUUGAAUUUAGAAACUUGGCGACAACUGUGGAGGGUUCUAGAAAUGUCAGAUAUUUUAUUAAUUAUUGUCGAUAUCAGAUAUCCUGUUUUAAUGUUUCCUCCGUAUUUAUACGACUAUGUGACGAAGAAAUUGAAAAAAGAUAUGAUUUUGAUAUUAAAUAAGGUUGAUCUAGCACCUCCAGCGUUAGUGGUGGCUUGGAAAGAAUAUUUUCAUAAUCAAUAUCCAAAAUUACACAUUUUAAUGUUCACAUCGUAUCCCACUUACAAUCUUCAUGGUAGUACAAACAACGAGGAGGAGGGUAUAAAGAAAAGAUGUCGCAAGGGAAAAUUGAGAAUGGCCGCGGAAGGAGCACAGAAGUUGCUAGAGGCUUGUAAAGAUAUUGUUGGUGAUCAAGUCGAUCUAAGUUCUUGGUAUGAGAAGAUUCAAGAGGAAAUGCAUUCCGAAUACGAUUUAGAUGAUAUAAAUCACAAGGAUAAUGUAAUAAUCGAAAAGGAGGAUACCACUUACUUUGAACACGAAAAAUACAAAAAUGGAGUUCUGACUAUUGGGUGUAUUGGAACGCCAAAUGUUGGAAAGUCUUCUUUGAUGAAUGCAUUGAUGGGCAAGAAAGUCGUGAGCGUGUCUCGUACUCCUGGUCAUACUAAGCAUUUUCAGACUAUUUAUCUUACAAAGACUGUAUGUUUGUGCGAUUGUCCUGGUUUGGUCUUUCCUUCGACCGUGCCCAAAGAAGUACAAAUAUUAAUGGGUUCAUUCCCGAUUGCUCAAGUCAGAGAACCAUACACUGUUGUACAAUUUCUAGCCGAAAGAGUGAAUCUACCGAAACUAUUAAAGAUUCCACAUCCAGAGAACGAUGACACGUGGUCCGCUAUGGACAUCUGCGAUGGUUGGGCUAUUAAAAGAGAUUUUAAGACGGCACGAGCAGCUAGAUUAGAUACAUAUAGAGCAGCAAAUUCAUUGUUACGAAUGGCGUUAGAAGGAAAAAUUUGUUUGUAUAUAUACCCACCGAAUUGGACCAUUGAUAAAAAAAAAUGGGAAAAUCACGCAGAUGUUGAGACAGUACGAUGGAUUCAAGCUAGAAAUAAGGGUGAUAAUUUCAGUACACCAACCGAAGAUAUGUCUUCUGAAGAUGAAGAAACUGACGACGAAAGACUGACAGAAUCUUCUAGAAGUGCAGCGAAUGAUAAAUCUACGGAAUCGUCAAAUGAGGAAAACGACGUACUUGUAGCUAAUAAAUUUUCGUUGUUAUCUGCGGAAUAA